This is a messenger RNA of Blepharisma stoltei, 1706 nucleotides long. Lineage: Eukaryota; Ciliophora; Heterotrichea; Heterotrichida; Blepharismidae. The record is from the annotation of a GenBank genome assembly.
AUGGAGAUAAACACAAUCGCGGAAUACCGUAAGAAAUAUCAUGAAAAGCUGAAUGAAGGGAUCUCAGAUUUGCAUAAAAUAGCAUAAAUAAAAUGGCAUUCGGUUCGAGAGAAAUUAGCUUUGCUAAUUUUCUCUCCCUCAUGGAAUUUUAUUUAUAGGGUUAGGUUUUCACUCGAGAUCUUCUGGACAGCAAUAGCGGUUUAACUCUGGGGAUAACCAAAGGAACCACUCCUCAGUCCACUCAAGAUUUCGGGCUUUUACCUCUCAGCACAUCCCCACGGGAGGAUGACCCUUAGGCGGAACACGCGCAGGAGCUGAGUCGAGCGACAAGGGCGACGGCAACGCGCCGGGUGAGACGUGCAGCAAGGCCGGUGAAGCAGGAGUUGAUAGAAGGCUUGGACGGGGCUGACCCGUGCCAAGAUGGCUCGCCUACGUCAUCAGUUUUGCCAUAGGCCCUUUUGGGCUGCGGCACUAGACACCUUAAACACCAGAUAAUUAAGUAAGUAAGUAAGUAAGCAUAAAAUAGCAGAAAUACCGACCACGUCACCGUCUUAUACUGUGAAGUACUCUCAUGGUGACCAAACUAUGCUUGCCGCUUCUGAUGAAUCGGGGGAGGUAUAUAUAAUUUCUAUAGCUGGCGACAGCUCAGUGUCUAUAUCGUCACAGUUCAGAGCUCACCAUAACUCAAUUUUUGACACUUCUUGGUCUUUUGAUGACACAAAAUUACUCACAGCAAGCGGGGAUCUAACUGGAAUGGUAUGAGAUUUAGAGCGAAAAGAAUCAGAAACCCUGGUAGGCCAUGGAGGAUCUAUAAAGUGCAUUAAAAGUGUCCCAAACACAAGAGAAGUCUACGCAACUGCUGCUAGGGAUGGGUUUAUUUAUUUUUGAGACGCCAGAUGUCCGGGAAAAAUCAAUGAAAAUAGAACUGAGCAUGAGCCUGUAGGCUUUAUUACUGGAAAACAUAAAGAGACAGGCAAGAAAAACAGAAUUCAACAAGGCUCAACUAUUGGGUUUACAGGAAUUGAAUUUUUAGGCAAUCAUUUGAUAGCAAGUGUAGAGCAAAACGAAGCCAGUGUAAAAAUAUGGGAUAUCAGAAAAAUAAUGGGGGGCAAAGGCAAUAAGAAAAAGCCUGUAAAUUAUGCAGCCAAAAUUGACCCGUGGACGUGAAGGAGGACUCAAAUGAGCCAUGAUAUCAGCACUAAAAUCUAUGGGCAAGAUUUUUAUAAAACCUAUGACCUUUUUAAUAAAGAAGAACAAAAUAGAGAGCUAAGUGUGGGGAAUUCGUGGAUUUCUUUAUAUUUAUGUAUAAAGAAUAAAUACUUUUGUGUCUAUUAUUUUAGUUAUAAAAAUGGAUUAUAUUGAUAAGAAUAUCUCCUAAUGGAGUAUCUUUAAUGGUUUCAUCAUUGAAAAAUGUGGUUUAUGUAUAUAAAAACCUUAACACCCUUGAUAUAGAGCCACCCAUACAAUUAAUAGGACAUAGAGCUAGUUUCUAUGUAAAAGGCUGCUUUAGCUCACAGUCUACACAUGUAGUAAGUGGGUCACUAGAUGGGCCAAUGUUUAUAUGAGACACCGAAAAGCCUGACGAGCCCUGAAGAGUCAUCACUGGCCACGUCACAGAAACUAAUUCUGUUGACUGGUCUAGUGGAAGCAGCCUAUUUCUAGCUAGCACCUCUGACGAUUGCUGUGUCAAUAUAUGGGAUUUUUAA